AUGGCAACUUUCAAACACGACAAACGAAGCUCAGAAACCAUCUCAGACAUCGCCAAAGAUGUAAUACGACUUCUCAAGGAAGAGAAAGAAACUGUUGGCGUCGCCGAGUCCUUAACAGGCGGGAGUAUCAUGGCCGCCCUCACAGCAGUCGAAGACGCAAGUUCUGUCUGUCGCGGUGGCAUUGUUUCCUACAACACUGGCAUAAAGGUCAACAUACUCGGAGUUAGUCAAUCUAUUAUCACGAAACACGGUGCUGUCAAUGGGGAAGUCGCGGAACAGAUGGCCGCUGGCGCCCGCAGUAUCACGACGCUCGAUACGCCAACGACGUGGGGACUCAGCACGACGGGCGUGGCAGGACCUGGCACUGAGGAAGGAAAAGCACCUGGGACGGUGGUUAUUGGAAUUUCGAGGGCCGGUCAGGACAGGGCGUUUGGGCCGUUUUACUUUCCAGGGGAUCGGAGUGCUGUCAGAAAGGCCACCGUCGUGAAGGCUUUAAAACAGUUGAGGGAACUUCUACGUGACCGAGAUCACCUGGAUGAGCGACCAUGA
Fusarium fujikuroi IMI 58289 is the source of this 549-nucleotide messenger RNA. RefSeq lists its product as uncharacterized. The transcript has a single exon. Bases 1 to 549 code for a protein of 182 amino acids. The record is from RefSeq and is a predicted model, not a curated record. Lineage: Eukaryota; Fungi; Ascomycota; Sordariomycetes; Hypocreales; Nectriaceae.